UGUAGACUAGUUCACGUGGUCUGAUGUCCAUCCGCGCCGUGUGUGGCGAGAAACGGGCGGUGUCGCGUACCAUGGCACUGACUGGGUGGAUUUCGCCCCACAGCGGCUUGAACGAUAGCUCUGGCCUGUACCUACUCAUCGCGAGUUUACGUGCGAUCAGGCGAUGUCUGUGCAAGGAGUUAUGACCGGAACGUCGCUGACACCCCCCCGGUAAGUUGCGGAGCCCCCUAUUUUCGGCUCUUUCUCCGCAACCACUUGGCCGAUUUGACCCAAAAUGGUAUGGGCUGAUAGCUGCGGGCCGUGGCUACACAGCGCAUUUUGUUGUACGCUGAUUGGAGCCCUGUGGGCCAAGAAAUGGUAGGUGUCGUUUAUAAGGAAGUACGACACCGGUGUCGUAUAUAACACUA
Messenger RNA from Ectocarpus sp. CCAP 1310/34, 407 nucleotides. Lineage: Eukaryota; Phaeophyceae; Ectocarpales; Ectocarpaceae. The record is from the annotation of a GenBank genome assembly.